AUGGCUUUCAACAAAUCCGAGGUAACGCCAAAACCAUCGCAGAGGAUCUCCAAUUCUCAAUCAGGCGACAUGGCAAAGGCCAGAUUCCAAGUAGAGGGAAACGCAAUAGUCACGGGCGGAGCAGGCACACUCGGAUUAGCUGCAGCGCGGGCACUUUUAGAGCAUGGACUGGCGGGCUUGAUGAUUUUUGAUCGGACUCUCGACCAAGCAGAAGCCGAGAUUGAGCGAUUGAGAGUCGAAUAUCCAUCUGCCAGUAUUCUGAGUAAACAAGUCGAUAUCACCGAUGAAGUCGCUGUGAGCGAGGCCGUUGUUCACACCGCAGAGCUUUUGGGAUCUGUGGACAUCCUUCUAUGCUUUGCCGGUGUAGUAGGCUGUGUCCACUCAGUUGAAAUGACUGCUACUGAAUGGCGCAGGACGCUCGAUAUCAACACAACCGGGUCAUUUUUAUGUGCUCAGGCCGUCGCGAAGCAAAUAAUUUUGCAAGGCACCGGAGGAAGUAUUGUUUUUAUAGCUUCCAUCUCUGGCCACAGAGUCAACUUCCCGCAACCACAAGUUGCUUACAACACCAGCAAGGCAGCUGUUCUAGCUAUGAAGAAUAGCUUAGCGGCUGAAUGGGCUAGAUAUGGAAUAAGAGUGAACUCCAUUUCGCCCGGCUAUAUGGACACCAUACUCAACGAAGGAGAUGGUAUCGCUGAUGCUCGAGCUAUUUGGGCAGACCGAAACCCAAUGGGCCGAAUGGGCGAGCCGAACGAGCUGACUGGCCUUGUCGUCCUCCUCGCAAGCAACGCAGGCAGUUACAUGACAGGGACUGAUAUUAUUUGUGAUGGCGGCCAGGUUCUCCUCUGA
Messenger RNA from Trichoderma harzianum CBS 226.95, 846 nucleotides. RefSeq lists its product as hypothetical. Gene Ontology annotation, molecular function: oxidoreductase activity, acting on the CH-OH group of donors, NAD or NADP as acceptor. The transcript has 4 exons. The coding region runs from base 1 to 846 and encodes 281 amino acids. NCBI's taxonomy places the organism in Eukaryota, Fungi, Ascomycota, Sordariomycetes, Hypocreales, Hypocreaceae. The record is from RefSeq and is a predicted model, not a curated record.